Messenger RNA from Paramisgurnus dabryanus, 3055 nucleotides. It is a transcript of the gene znf451, whose product is annotated as zinc finger protein 451. Gene Ontology annotation, molecular function: DNA-binding transcription factor activity, RNA polymerase II-specific; sequence-specific DNA binding. Gene Ontology annotation, biological process: regulation of transcription by RNA polymerase II. The record is from RefSeq and is a predicted model, not a curated record. Gene Ontology annotation, cellular component: nucleus. Lineage: Eukaryota; Metazoa; Chordata; Actinopteri; Cypriniformes; Cobitidae.
CUGUAUGUGAUUAACGCUAGUUUGCUUCACACAUGCUCAGAUUUUUGCAAUGUUUUGCUUACUUUAGCGCGAAUCCACUUUAGAAAUUGUAAUUUAAUGUCGAUAAUGAAUUGAUUGUAUUUGUUGUAGUUAGAGGUUUGUCUUUAACAUGUCGGUUAGUUAAGCUUUUUAUGCAGGCAGUUUUCAGACUUGAUAACAUUAUUUCAGGCACUCGAGGAUUUGCAUAGCACCGAUGCGUACACUGAAAGUGUUGGGGUUGAUGUCAUGAUGUCUGUCUCUACUGUCUCUGAGAACGUUGAAGAUGAUGUGGAGUUUGUAUCUGAGGGCCCUCUGAGGCCAGUGUUAGAGUGCAUAGACCUGCUGAGUGAUGCUGAAGAUGAGGAUGGUGAACCUACUCCACAUACUAUUGAGGAGCAGGUUGACAAACAGAGAGCUCAUGCUGUGUCCACACUGGACAGACUGGCACGGCAGGUUGCUGUUGAGAAACAGGAGAGGGCUGAAAAGUGUAAAGCUUUUAAGGAGAAGAUGAUUUCACAGCAAGCACAUGGACGUCAUGAGCUGGCAGUCAGUCGUACUAACAGUAACUGUGAUGAUGCCAAGCGUUGUGUGGAUAUAUGGCUAAAAAUGCCAGGUUUGCAGCCGGGUGCCAUCAACUCCCAAUGGAGACGCAGAUCAGCUCCAGCACCUGCACCAGUAAGGUUUUCCCCUCAAACCUGCCCGGUCAUUAACUGCGGGAGAGUCUAUGACAACGCUCUCUUGCUUGAGGGCCAUCUUAAAAGGUUUGAUCACUCACCUUGUGACCCCACUAUAGCCCUGAAAGGCAGCCCUUCCUCUGUCUUUGCCUGUCUCUCCUGUGGGUGCCACUUUAACUCCAAAGAAUCAUGGAGAGAUCAUGUGGAGUCUAAGGUCUCGUCCUCUGAUGCUGAUGGUCACAGCAGAUCUCAGAGCUAUCAGUUGAUCGUAUGCUUCGCCUGUCCUGCCUGCUAUCUUCUCUUCAAUAUCAGGGAUGAAUGCCUUCAGCAUAUGUCAACCAAAAAUCACUUCACUCACUCCAUCUCGCUCUCUGAUGCAAAGACACCAGCUGUUCCUGUGCCAGUUCCACGCUAUGCUAAGAACCGUUUGAUCGCUCUCUGUAAGGAUAUCAGCUUCAAAGUCAAAUGCACAGUCUGCUCUGUAGUUCUUACUUCACAUAUGGAGGCAAAAGCACAUUUCAAUGUGCACUGCAGACAUGGUUGUGCUAUUGCCAUUGCGGAUCAAAGCGUCACUGACAUCAUGAAGAAGAUGGCGCUUGCGGGUCAAUGCUUCACAUGCCACAAACUCUUUCUCACCCUGGGUAAGAUGGAGGAACACAGAGGGCACACCAAACAUAACGUGAAGCCGAUCAGCAGUCUGGACAAAGCCCUUCUGUACUACAGCAACUACAGUGAAACCCGCAAUGCUCGGAAAGGCGUGGCGAAUCCUUCAAAUGAUACCUUGAUGUGGGGGAGCAAGAAGGAUCCCAAAGAUUCAGUGGUGCCGUCAGCUAAGCGACAAAGAACGACCAGCUUAGAUUCUCAAUGCAAACGGGAGAAAAGGUCAGGCCUCGCAUGGUUCUGCGAGUGUGGCCUACGUUUCACGGAGGAGUCGCAAGCGAGCAAGCACCUCCAGGCUGCCAAUCAGAUCUUUCACAAAUGUGCGGUCUGUGGGAAGUUAAUGGGCGAGUCGUCUAUAGCCCGUUUGCACAUGAGCAGGUUCCAUGGCGGCGCUCACCUGUCAAACUUCCUUUUCCACUGCAGGCAGUGCAAGGUCGAAUUGCCGAGGAUGGAAGACAUCAUGUCGCACGUUGGCGUAAGUCAUCGAGGUCACACCUACUACCAAGAAAGAGAAGAUGUCAUAGAUAACAGUGUCUCCUCUAGUACGUCCCCUAAACCUUCCACCAGUUCUGAAACCCAAACGAGCGGGCCAGCUAGUUCCACCUCCAACCCACCUCCGAAGGCCGAAUGGUGGCUUUGUCGAAUGUGCGAGGAUCUGUUCGACUCUGAGGCGGGGGUGCGUAAACACUGCAGCGAUCUGAGCAGUCACAGUUUCCAGAGGUUUGCAUGCGGCCACUGUCCACAGAAGUUUUUCAAAGAUUCAACCCUGCGCCGCCAUUGCGCCAACGAGCACGGCGGAGAUGUAGUCCUCCGGUUCUUCUGCGGUCUUUGCGAUAGCAUACUAUACAACAACGAAAGAGAGUUUCAGGAGCACUACGACAGUUUGCACAGCCAAGAUUUCUACCGCUUGGAAAAGGCUGAGAGUAAUUCCCAGGCGGCUACGGAAAGCACUGCCGAGAGUCCUCUGGCUUGUGCGGGUCCCUCCCGAGUCUGUCCUUGCAUUGGCUCGGAGAAAUCCAGAGAGGAACGAAAGGCCGUUUUCACAAAGUGCAUGAAACAGUUGGCCAUCGACAACAAAUGCGACUACGUGUGUCGGCAGUGUGACAGAAAGACGUCCACCUAUGCAGAGAUGAAGACGCAUGUGCUUAUUAAACACGAGGCGCUUGAGAAGAGUUUUGAUGUUCAGUGCACUAUAUGUUUAGAGAGCCACAAAGACGUGCCCAGUUUCCAUUCACACUAUCACAAGCAACACUGCCAGUUAGAGCCAUGCGCUUGCAACCGACCCAGCGACACAGACAAGAAAUCAGCAUCCAACUCCCAGAUACUCAAUGCACAGCCGAUCUUCAAAAAGACUAAUGCAGAGGAGUUUCAAAAUGUUAAAAGCAUCAGUGCAUCAAGUGUUCCCGAUGUCAAACAAGAGGUGACUGUUUCACGGGAUAUUGAAGAUGAUGAUGCGUUUGAUCGAGACAUGAAACUUGCUUUAGCUUUGAGUGCAGAGGAAGCCAGGAAGUCAAAGGAUCUGGACAUAGCUUUGCAUGCCUGAAGAGUUUUAUCAUUGUGGAGAUUGAAGAGGCCUUGAAAAGAAGUUUACAGGAGUUUUGAUUUAUUAGGACACAGUUUGUGCCAUUUUCCCCACUGAUUUCCAUACACUGUAUUUGUUAACAUUGUAUUUUUCUUUGUGUUGUGGUUGGUUUGUUUGUUUG